AUGGACUCACUGGAGACGACACAGCUUGCUCUUGCAUAUGCAGCCUUGUUAUUGCACGACGCUGAAGCGGAAGUCAGCGCGGAUAAUCUGAAGGCUGUCAUCACAGCUGCCGGAAUGGAUUUGGAAAACUUUUGGUAUGGAAUGUUUGCACGAGCAAUGAAAGGCGCAGAUUUGGAAGGAAUAAUCGGUUCCUUAGGUAGCGCCCCAACUGUCGUUGCGGUGCCGGCAGGUGCCGUCCCUCAGGGCAGUGCGGCGGGAGCGUCAACGGGAGCGGCAGCGGCCGCCGCCGAGGAAAAGAAGGAGGAGGCGAAAGAGGAAAGUGACGAAGAUCUCGGAUUCGGCCUUUUUGACUAG
This is a messenger RNA of Cyanidioschyzon merolae strain 10D, 354 nucleotides long. RefSeq names its product 60S acidic ribosomal protein P1. The transcript has a single exon. Lineage: Eukaryota; Rhodophyta; Bangiophyceae; Cyanidiales; Cyanidiaceae. Gene Ontology annotation, molecular function: protein kinase activator activity; ribonucleoprotein complex binding; structural constituent of ribosome. Gene Ontology annotation, cellular component: ribosome; cytosolic large ribosomal subunit. The record is from RefSeq and is a predicted model, not a curated record. The coding region runs from base 1 to 354 and encodes 117 amino acids. Gene Ontology annotation, biological process: translational elongation; cytoplasmic translation.